AUGUUGAAGACCCAAGUUACCGAAGAGAUGAAGCAGGAGAUGCUUAAGCAUGGAGGCUUUACUCAAGAUAAAAUUGCUGAGCACUAUGAUGAAUUAAGUUCUCAUUAUGAGGAGAUUUAUCUUACAGCUGGAUAUCAUGACCCACUAAAGUGUGCUGAGCUCUGCAAGGAGAUUAUUGGAGACAACGCUCCUAAUGCCCAAGUCUUUGAUAUGGGCUGUGGUACUGGACUUGUUGGCUAAUACCUCAAAGAGAGAGGCUUUCUACACGUUGUUGGAGUUGAUGCCAGCGCUGGAAUGAUUGAAAAGGCAAGAACAAAGGAAUCAUAUGAGGAGCUUCAUGAGCUUUUCCUUGGUAGACCUGACACCUUCCCUAAGGAAUUUCAUAAUAGAUUUGAUGCUAUCACUGCAGCAGGAAUCCUAGCUGAGGGGCAUCUAGAUAACAAUGUAUUUGAUGAGAUGCUUGUCGCUUUAAAAGACAAGGGAUAUGCUAUAUUUGCCACAAGAACAAUGUAUCUUGAGCAAUACAGCUAUGGUUAAAAGAUUAAAGAAUUAGAAGAACAAGGAAAAUGGUAGAAAGUCAAAGAAAUAACCUUCGACAGAUAUGAUUAACUAGAAGAGGCAGUCGGAAGAUUCUCAAAAGUUGAAAUUAAGGGAUACAUUUACUAGAAGAUUUGA
Messenger RNA from Stylonychia lemnae, 675 nucleotides. The record is from the annotation of a GenBank genome assembly. NCBI's taxonomy places the organism in Eukaryota, Ciliophora, Spirotrichea, Sporadotrichida, Oxytrichidae.